AUGACACGAGUGGAUGAAGGAGGCUGUGGUGGUGGACAGGUGAGCAUGGCAAACCCCGUGGGUGUUUGUUUGCGUGAAUUUUCGGAGAAGUGUGCGCGCGUGUGCGAAGCCUGUCUAGCUCAGUUGGUAGAGCGCAAGACUCUUAAUCUUGUGGUCGGACAAGAUGAUCGAUCCGCCAUGACACGAGUGGAUGGAGGAGGCUGUGGUGGUGGACAGGUGAGCAUGGCAAACCCCGUGGGUGUUUGUUUGCGUGAUUUUUCGGAGAAGUGUGCACGCGUGUGCGAAGCCCGUCUAGCUCAGUCGGUAGAGCGCAAGACUCUUAAUCUUGUGGUCGUUGGUUCGAGCCCCACGGUGGGUGACUACCAAUGA
Molecule: messenger RNA, 369 nt
Organism: Peronospora matthiolae
Lineage: Eukaryota; Oomycota; Peronosporomycetes; Peronosporales; Peronosporaceae
Source: the annotation of a GenBank genome assembly